GCCAGAGGCAGAGCGGCUGGAGUCAGGCCUCCGCCAAGAGAGGCCGGAGAGGGCUGUCUUCCUGGGUCGGCUGCUGGGCGAGGGGCGGUGGGAGGAGCAGUGGCCUACGCUGUGGCCAUGUCUGCGUCCGCAGGGGUCCGAGGGUCUGACCUGCGCCCUCCGGCCGGACUCGGCCGGACACCCGUGCCCUCCUGGGGGUCCGGCAGAGAGCAGUGACCGGCAGUCUCUGUGCGUCCUGGGCCCCCCCGGAGAAACAGGAGAGUCCAAGGGAUGGCUGCUGACAUGCAGAGGAAGAGGAGCAGCGAAUGCCCCGAUGGCACCCUGGCUCCUUCUGAUGGGCAGAGUAUGGAGAGAGCUGAGAGCCCCACACCAGGACUGGCUCAGGGAAUGGAGCCAGGUGCUGGGCAGGAGGGUGCCAUGUUCGUCCAUGCCCGUUCCUAUGAGGACCUGACUGAAUCGGAGGAUGGGGCAGCUUCUGGGGACAGCCCCAAGGAGGGUGUUGGGGGUCCUCCACCACUGCCUGCAGACAUGCGACAGAUCAGCCAGGACUUCAGCGAGCUGAGCACCCAACUGACGGGUGUGGCCCGAGACCUGCAGGAGGAGAUGCUGCCAGGAAGCUCUGAGGACUGGCCAGAGCCUUCAGGGGCAGCUGGGCGGCCAGCCACAGAACCCCCCAGGGAGGGCACAGGCGAGGGGGAUGAGGAGGAGGCUGCUGAGGCAUGGCGACUGCACCAGAAGCACGUCUUUGUGCUGAGCGAGGCGGGGAAGCCUGUGUACUCCCGCUAUGGGUCAGAGGAGGCACUUUCCAGCACCAUGGGUGUCAUGGUGGCCCUGGUGUCCUUCCUGGAGGCAGACAAGAACGCCAUUCGUUCUAUCCACGCAGAUGGCUACAAGGUAGUAUUCGUGCGCCGGAGCCCACUGGUGUUGGUGGCAGUGGCGCGCACGCGGCAAUCGGCGCAGGAACUGGCGCAGGAGCUGCUCUACAUCUACUACCAGAUCCUGAGCCUUCUUACCGGUGCCCAGCUGAGCCACAUCUUCCAGCAGAAGCAGAACUACGACCUGCGGCGCCUGCUCUCGGGCUCGGAGCGCAUCACCGACAACCUGCUGCAGCUCAUGGCGCGAGACCCCAGCUUCCUCAUGGGGGCAGCGCGCUGCUUGCCCCUGGCUGCGGCCGUGCGCGACGCGGUGAGUGCCAGCCUGCAGCAGGCGCGAGCGCGCAGCCUUGUCUUCUCCAUCCUGCUGGCACGCAACCAGCUGGUGGCGCUCGUGCGCCGCAAGGACCAAUUCCUGCACCCUAUCGACCUGCACCUGCUCUUCAAUCUCAUAAGUUCCUCUUCAUCCUUCCGUGAGGGAGAAGCCUGGACGCCUGUGUGCCUACCCAAAUUUAAUGCAGCCGGCUUCUUCCAUGCACACAUCUCUUACCUGGAGCCUGACACCGACCUCUGCUUGUUGCUCGUCUCCACCGACCGGGAGGACUUCUUUGCAGUCUCUGACUGCCGCCGCCGCUUUCAGGAGCGCCUGCGGAAGCGUGGAGCCCACCUGGCGCUGCGAGAGGCACUGCGCACGCCCUACUACAGUGUUGCCCAAGUGGGCAUCCCGGACCUGCGCCACUUCCUCUAUAAAUCAAAGAGCUCGGGACUCUUCACCAGCCCUGAGAUUGAGGCCCCGUACACCAGUGAAGAGGAGCAGGAGCGGCUGCUGGGCCUCUACCAAUACCUGCACAGCCGGGCCCACAAUGCCUCCCGCCCACUCAAGACCAUCUACUACACGGGCCCCAAUGAGAACCUCCUGGCCUGGGUGACAGGUGCCUUUGAGCUCUACAUGUGCUACAGCCCCCUGGGGACCAAGGCAUCUGCUGUCAGUGCCAUCCAUAAGCUGAUGCGCUGGAUCCGCAAAGAAGAAGAUCGCCUCUUCAUCCUCACACCCCUCACCUACUGAUGGGAAUGUGUGUGGGUUCAGCCCUCUUAGGCACCCUGGGCAACAGAAGCUAUGGGAGCCUCCACAUGGGCUGGCCUCUCUUGCCCAGGCAGCAAGCAGGCAGGGACUGUGGGUUGGUGCGUGCAUUAAAGUACUCUGGAGAAGACACUCA
Messenger RNA from Lynx canadensis (Canada lynx), 2089 nucleotides. It is a transcript of the gene MON1A, whose product is annotated as MON1 homolog A, secretory trafficking associated. Gene Ontology annotation, biological process: protein targeting to vacuole; vesicle-mediated transport. The transcript is spliced from 6 exons. The record is from RefSeq and is a predicted model, not a curated record. NCBI's taxonomy places the organism in Eukaryota, Metazoa, Chordata, Mammalia, Carnivora, Felidae. The coding region runs from base 271 to 1938 and encodes 555 amino acids.